Molecule: messenger RNA, 3832 nt
Organism: Lactuca saligna
Lineage: Eukaryota; Viridiplantae; Streptophyta; Magnoliopsida; Asterales; Asteraceae
Source: the annotation of a GenBank genome assembly
CUGACACUAGAGUGCACACCAUUCAAACUUCGAACAUUGAACGGAGGUGCGAACUGCGAAGAUCAACGCGACUCGAUUUCACCAGCUCCUGAGUCCUGAAUACGUUUGUGGUUGUUUUUUGCGGCUUUUCCUUCUCUAAACCUAGUUUGGAAAAAUAACAAUUGUUUCACUGACGCAGCAAGAGAAAGGAAGAGUGCCAUUUAAGGGUUUCCACAGAUGGUUGCAUAUUUCGUGGGCCACAUGAUAUUGUCUUCAAAGACAUGCCAUCAUCUUCUUCUGCCAUAUACCAAACUGAUGAAAAGCUUUGUUGCUUGUUUCUUUCCCAUUUUUCUCAAGUUUGGGAAACAGAAAGCCAACAUGUUUUUCUUUUCUUGUGGCCAAAUCUUUGUAUCUAAAUCAGAUGUCAUUCUGAAAAACCACACAUUAACAUGACACUUAAUACUCAACAAGUGAGCCUAAACAUGAUAUUUGCCUAGAUUGAUGCCUGCAAUCAAAUUAAGAAGAUUGCAACAUCCUUUGGGAAUAUGUGUGGAUUUGCAUUCUUUUCAUUUUGCCAAACUAAAAUAAGUCUUAUGAAGCUAAUGAUGAAUACCACAGUCACAGAAGCAGUCACUAAAACUUCUUGAGAUAGUUAUUAUGAGCACCCAAAGGUUUGCAAGGUUAUACUUGAUUUUGGUAAAAAAGCAUAGAAUCAUAAUCAAAAGGUGACUCCAUGAGUGGUAAACGCAGAAGGUCUGAAACUUCAUGGGACAUGAAAAAAGACAAAAUCCCUCCUCCAGAAUCCAAUGAUUCUUGGAGGCCAUCUUGGGAAGGAAACAGAAAAGAGCCCAGAAAUGAUGACAUCAGCAGAGACAACAAACAUAGGACUUUUGAUGAUGAAUGGGGAAAACAACAUACCACAUACAGGGAUCGAAGCAGGACUCCCAUUCAAAGUAGGAGCAGGAGUAGAGGCAGAGAGUGGGAAAGUAGGAGGAGCCCAUUUUAUGAUGAUAGACAUAGACACAAAUCUAAUGACUAUGGAGAUCAUGUAAGAAACAAUGCAAGAGGUGAUAACAUGAAAGAAAGUUGGAGGCAUAAUAGAUCAGAUCAUCUCUCUGGUGGUGGUUCCAGAUACAGCAGAUUCCCUCACCAUAAAGAUGACAGAAAUCAUGAUGAUGAUGAUGAUGAUGAUGACAGGUGUCGAUCAAAUCGAGUUACUAAAAUCCAAUGCAAAUUUUUUGCUGUAGGUAAAUGCUAUCGUGAUAAUUGUAAGUUUUCUCAUGAUGCUUCUGCUUCACACUCACAAGAUUAUGAUCAAAGGUCACAUGACAACAUUCGGGCCCACAUGAAUAGCACAUGGCAUCAUGAUCAUGAUCAUGAUCAACAUCCACAUGCAUCAGAUUUGUCUGAAAAGAAAAAGUCAUGGGGUGAUGUGGAAUCAGGAGGUUUUCAUGAAAACAAGAAAACAACAUGGGAAUGGGAUUCUCAUGACAAGAAAAAAUCAUGGGAUGAUGAUGAUGCAUCAAACCCUAAUUUAGAUAACAAAAACAGAUCAUGGAAUGGUCCUUCAUGGGAUGAUGAUAAUCAUGAAAAAACAAAGUCAAAGUCAUGGAAUGGUCCAUCGUGGGAUGAUUCAGGAUUAAACAAAAAAGUUUGUGAGAAAAAUGAUUACUUUUUGCCUAAACAACAUAAUGUGGCCAAUGAUUCUCAUAUAAACAAUGAGAAUAUAGUUUCUGAAGAACAACCCAGCAAACAAAUUCUUACAUCUGUAGAAGAACAAGUUGAAAAUGGGAAGACUCCAAAAAAGAAACAGGAAGUAAUUGGAAAUCUAGCUGAAAAUGCUCAGAAAGAACAAGAACAUAUCAACACUGAAAAAGUCGAAAAGGGUAGUAUUGGAAAUGAUGAAAAGUCUACACAACAAUGUAGGGAAAUAGAUCCAAAUCAUGUAAGAAGUAAUUCUGGAGGUGAUAAUUUGAAAAAAGAAAGUUGGAGUCACAGACAAGAUCACUCAAGAUCCAGCAGCCAUAAUAGAAAUUCAAGGAAACAUUAUGAUGAUGAUGCACGGAAUUAUGAUCGUAGGUCACAUGACAACCCUCGGGCCCACAAAAAGAUGACAUGGCAUGACGAUGACUUAAAAGCAUCGGAUUUGUCUGAAAAGCACAAGUCAUCAUGGAAUGGUCCUACGUGGGAUGAUGUGGAAUCGGGAAGUUUUAAUGAAAAAAACAAGAAAACAACAUGGGAUUCUCAUGAUUUUGAUGACAAGAAAAAGUCAACAACACGGGAUGAUAUGUCAAACCCUAAUUCGGAUAACAAAAACAAGUCAUGGGAUGAUGUGGAAUCAGGUGGUUUUAACGAAAACAAGAAAACAGCAUGGGAAUCUCAGAAUUGUGAUGACAAGAGAAAGUCAACAAAACGGGAUGAUAUGUCAAACCUUAAUUUGGAUAACAAAAACAUGUCAUGGGAUGAGGUAGAUGCAUCAAAGUCAAAUGCAAAAUCGGGGAAUAAUAUAGAUGAAAAGUCAAAGUCAUGGGUCAAAAUGGAUAAUAAUAGUAAUAAUAAGAAGAUGAGAAAUGAGAAGAAUGAUCACUUUUUGCCUCAACAACAUAAUGUGGUCAAUGAUUCUCAUAUAAACAAUGAUAAUGUAGUUUCUGAAGAAGAACCAAAUCAACAGAUUGUUACAACAGAGCAAAACCUCACGAAUGCCAUAGAUUACCUUAAGUCACUUCCCAAUUCUACUACACACAAUCAAGAGGGAAACAAUAAUGUCAUGGAGAUUGAAAACGGGAAGACUCCAAAAAAGAAGCAGGAGGAAACAGUUGGAAAAGGAAAAGGAAGUGAAAAUGAAAAGGGGAAAGAGGGUAAUAAUGGAAAUGAUGAAAAGUGUAUGCGACAAUUUAGGGCUGCCCUUGUGGAAUUUGUGAAGGAGAUUCUGAAGCCGAAAUGGAAAGAAGGUAGGAUGACAAGAGAGGUUUACAAAAGUGUCGUGAAGAAAGUCAUUGAUAAAAUCACAACUACUAUUCAACAAGUCCAAAUCCCUAAAACACAACCAAAGAUUGAGCUGUAUCUCACCCACUCUAAACCCAAAAUCACGAAGCUUGUGGAGGCAUAUGUUGAAAAACUUGUAAAGGCUUAGCUUAGCUUAGCUUAGCUAGCAAAUGCUUGAGAAAUGUUUUGGAAUUGGAUGUUGUUUUAUAGGAGUAGCUUCAGAAUUUAAAUAUGCGUAUAUAGCAAAAAGUGUUCUUGAUCGUUACAAUUUGUAUUUUGAAAACAUGUCUGUGCAACUGCUUUUGUUUUUGGUUGUUUCUAGAAAAAUCUGAAUUUUAGUUUGAGGCAAGUCGUCGGCUAUAACCCAUUUUAUAACCCAUUUCCUAGAAAAAUCUGAUUUGGUGUGGUAAAUUAGUAUUUUAAAUAUUACAUAUUAUAUAUAUAUUGUUGAUUUUAAGGGUUAAUUUGUACAGAGAAAAUGAUUAUAUUUUGUUUCCAUUCAUUUUUUUGGUUAAAUAAAAAUACUAUAGAUUAAUAAAUAAAUAGAAUUAGUGAAAAACUAGGAAAACGCCCAUGGUUUAGAAGAGUUUCUAUUUUUCUAUUUUGAUUGUCCAAAUGUAAUGGAUUUGCAUGGUAAAGUGGAUUUCGUUACUUCAGAUUCAUACAUAAGCAAAAGAUGUAAAAUGCAUUGGUUCAUAUGUAAGCAAAAUGCAUAAUAUUCAGAAAAGAAGGGUGGAUUUCUGCCUAUGCUUUUGAUAGUGCAAAUGUAAUGGAAGCAAAAGAUGUGAAAUACAUUCGUUCAUAUGUAAGCAAAAACUGUAAAAAAGAAAACAACUGGUGUGUGUGUGUUUUUUUUUUUUUUUUUUUU